Staurois parvus is the source of this 173-nucleotide messenger RNA. The record is from the annotation of a GenBank genome assembly. Lineage: Eukaryota; Metazoa; Chordata; Amphibia; Anura; Ranidae.
UGCCCCAUCAUAGGUGUCAGUGGGGGGAAUAGUGCCCCAUCAUUGGUAUCAGUGGGGGGAGGAAUAGUGCCCCAUCAUAGGUGUCAGUGGGGGGGAGGAAUAGUGCCCCAUCCUUGGUGUCAGUGGGGGGAGGAAUAGUGCCCCAUCCUUGGUGUCAGUGGGGGGAGGAAUAG